This is a messenger RNA of Corythoichthys intestinalis (scribbled pipefish), 1843 nucleotides long. RefSeq names its product gastrula zinc finger protein XlCGF57.1-like. Gene Ontology annotation, molecular function: DNA-binding transcription factor activity, RNA polymerase II-specific; RNA polymerase II cis-regulatory region sequence-specific DNA binding. Lineage: Eukaryota; Metazoa; Chordata; Actinopteri; Syngnathiformes; Syngnathidae. Gene Ontology annotation, biological process: regulation of transcription by RNA polymerase II. The coding region runs from base 180 to 1616 and encodes 478 amino acids. The record is from RefSeq and is a predicted model, not a curated record. The transcript has 2 exons.
CAUUUUACACUGACGUGUCAGCGCCUGAAGGUUUCUACUUCCGGUUCACUUGAAGCAACGUCCGUGUACCCUCGCCACACUACUUGCAGUUCUUUCGUGUUCUCUUAACCAAACGAGCUCCUCCAAAGCAUUCUCAUCGGUGUACCACAGACGUGACUGAAGAAGAUAUAUACCCAAGAAUGUGCGAUCACACCCACGUUAAACAGGAGGAGGAGUCGGUGAUGCCGUACAUCAAACAGGAGGCGGAGCCAGAGACACCCUACAUUAAAGAAGAAGAACAGGAAGAUAAAAUCUCCAAGUUUUCAAAGACUGUGAGUGUAAAGAGUGAAGAAGAUGAAGGUGCAAGCGAAGAGAGCGGAGCAGCGAAACAUUCGAGCGGCAGCUCAUUUCAACACCUGACAACAAAAGGAGAGGGACGGUCGCAACCGGACGGCUCCUUAGCUCCGCUUUCGGACAGCGAGGACCUCACGUCACAUUCUUCUGACUUCAACACUGAAGAGGAGGAGGAUGACUUUGACCAAAAUGCUUCGAAAUCCUCAAACAAGUCAUCAUUGAAUAGAGACACAAACGAAUGCGCGCUUUGUAAACCUUAUCGCUGCACACUUUGUGACAAAAGUUGUUCCCAGAAGAGUCAUUUAGAACAGCAUAUGCGUACACACACCGGAGAAAAGCCUUUUGUCUGCACACAUUGUGGUAAAAGUUUUUCCGUGAAGGUAAACUUAAAGAGACAUGCGAAAACACACACUGGAGAAAAGCCAUUUGCCUGCUCAGUUUGUCAUCAAAGAUUCUGUCGGAAGGGAACUUUAAGCAGACACGCAAGAACGCACACUGGAGAGAAGCCUUUCCCCUGCUCAGUUUGUGGUAAAAGAUUCACAGUUAAGGGAACUUUAAAGAGACAUGCAAAAACACACACUGGAGAGAAGCCUUUCACCUGCACACUUUGCAACAAAAGAUUUUCUCGAAAGAGUCUUUUGGAGAUGCAUAAGUGUACACAUACUGGAGAAAAGCCUUUCGCCGACACACUUUGCGAAAAAAGAUUUUCUCUAAAGAGUCCUUUGGAGAUGCAGAAGUGUAGACACACUGGAGAAAAGCCUUUUGUCUGCACAGUUUGUGGUGAAAGAUUCCCCUGGAAAAGAAAUCUACACAUACACAUACGCACUCACACUGGAGUGAAGCGUUUUGUCUGCACACUUUGUGACAAAAAAUUUUCUGAUAAGUCUCAUUUAGAAAAUCAUAAGCAUACACACACUGGAGAAAAGCCUUUUGUCUGCACAUUUUGUGGUAAAAGAUUCACAGAAAAGACAAAUUUAAACAAACACACAAGAACCCACACUGGAGAGAAGCGUUUUGCCUGCACAGUUUGUGACAAUAGAUUUUCUCAGAAGAUUCAUUUAGAAAGACACAUGCGUAUACACACUGGAGAAAAGCCAUUUGCCUGCUCAGUUUGUCAUCAAAGAUUCUGUCAGAAGGGAACUUUAAGCAGACACGCAACAAUGCACACUGGAGAGAAACUUUUUGCCUGCUCAGUUUGUCAUCAAAGAUUCCCAGAGAAGAGAACUUUAAACAGACACGCAAGAACGCACACUGGGGAGAAACCUAUUAAUUGCAGUGUUUGACAAAAUAUUCUAAUUACGGCACACAUUUACAGUGGAAUAGGCAUUUCAAUAUCAUUUAGUCGUUGAAAUGAUUUUUCACCUCCUGUUCUUUUUCACAACUUGCCAAUAUUCUAGAUUUUUAUUGUUUAAUUUAAUGAAUUGCUUUGCAUGUCUUUCUGUACGGAACCCAAAAAGGGUCCAAAUUAAAUAAAAACUUUUUUAAAUAAAUGCAAUUUUGAUAAAUACAA